ACACAGCUAGUUCACCCGUGGUACGAGCUAACAUCGCUAUAAUUCAGGCCUGGCCAUAUUUAGGCAGGACUAGUGUUAUGUAAACAGAGCUUGCGGUUGAGGGGAGGGCUCACUCCUGCACUCGUGUCCAUGUCCAUCAGCAGUGCUGUUACGAAGCUCUGUUGAGAAAGAUAAAGAAGACUCAUAAACUGCGCAAAGUGGAAGAGACUUUAGAGACUCCCACAAGUGUCUCUGAGUAUGUAGUCCAUCAAUACAAGACAGACUUGCGAGUUAUUAUGUGAAUUACCUUGAAGAAUGCUGAUGCUUUGAGAUGGACAACCUGGACUACAAGACAGGACUGCGAGGGCUGCACAGGAGAUCAGCGUAAGAGGACAAGUUUGGAUGAACACUAAUACAGCAUUAUGAGUGAGGCCCUCUUGGAAAGCUCUGGGGAGACUGGUUCCUUCCCACUUAGCAUUACUCAGCCCAUCAAGCUGAAACCACAGUCAACGUCUGGAUCACCCUGCGGCUCCCCAAGGAUGUCCCCCUGCAACUCUCCCCGAAACUCCCCCCGGCAUUCCCCUCUGCUGUUCCGCAAGCUCCUCAUGAACCGCAGCCUCGCCCUGCAGAGGUGCUUCACCUUGGCACACACACCCAGUUUUGAUGUGGAGAAUGGCCUGUCGGUGGGUCGCAGUCCACUGGACUCUCAGACCAGCCCGGGUUCUGGGCUCGUACUUCAGGCCAACUUUCCCCACAGUCAACGGCGCGAGUCCUUCCUCUACCGCUCUGACUCAGACUUCGACCUUUCACCCAAAACAAUGUCCCGAAACUCGUCUACUGCCAGCGACCUGCAUGGUGAAGACAUGAUAGUGACUCCAUUUGCACAGGUUCUUGCCAGUCUACGAACAGUGAGAAGUAACUUUGCUGUUCUGACACAUCUGCAAGAUCGUGUCGCAAACAAGCGUCCGACAAGCAGCAACCAGCCAUCCAUGUGUAAGCCAUGUCUUACAGAGGAGCCAUAUCAGAAGCUGGCAGUGGAGACACUAGAAGAGCUGGACUGGUGUCUGGACCAAUUGGAGACGCUGCAGACGAGACACUCAGUCGGCGAGAUGGCAUCCAAUAAGUUUAAGAGGAUGCUGAACCGCGAGCUGACGCAGCUAUCAGAGACAAGCCGCUCAGGGAAUCAGGUCUCAGAGUUCAUCGCCAACACCUUCCUCGAGAAACAACAUGACGUGGAGAUCCUUUCUCCACCUUCUAAGGACAAGGAGAAGAAGAAGAGGCCAAUGUCACAGAUCAGUGGUGUGAAAAAGGCCACACAGAGUCCCGGCUUAGCACCCGCCCUCAUCCCCCGCUUUGGAGUCAGCACACCACACGAGAGCCUACUGGCCAAGGAGGUCGAGGAAAUUGAUCGCUGGGGUCUGGAUAUAUUCAAGAUAGCAGAAUUUUCAGGAAACCGCCCUCUGACGGUGAUCAUGUACUCCAUCUUCCAGGACCGAGACCUUCUGAAAACCUUUAAGAUCCCAAGUGACACCUUUAUCACCCUAAUGAUGACCUUGGAGGACCAUUACCAUGCGGACGUAGCGUAUCACAACAACAUUCAUGCAGCUGAUGUGGUGCAGUCCAUCCAUGUCCUCCUGUCCACCCCCGCUUUAGAGGCAGUGUUCACAGACCUGGAGGUCAUGGCUGUUCUGUUUGCUAGUGCCAUCCAUGAUGUUGACCACCCAGGAGUCACCAACCAGUUCCUGAUAAACACCAGUUCAGAGCUGGCGCUGAUGUACAACGAUGCCUCGGUGCUGGAGAAUCACCACCUCGCUGUGGGCUUCAAACUGCUGCAAGAAGAUAACUGUGACAUCUUCCAAAACCUCAGCAAGAAACAGAGAGACUCUCUCCGAAAGAUGGUGAUUGACAUGGUGCUUGCCACAGAUAUGUCCAAACACAUGAACUUCUUGGCGGACAUGAAGACAAUGGUGGAGACCAAGAAGGUGACGAGUCUCGGAGUCCUGCUGCUAGACAACUACUCUGACCGCAUCCAGGUUCUGCAGAACAUGGUCCACUGUGCCGAUCUGAGCAACCCAACCAAACCGCUGGAGCUUUACCGCCAGUGGACGGACCGCAUCAUGGGGGAGUUCUUCACCCAGGGAGACCGAGAGCGGGACAAGGGCAUGGACAUCAGUCCCAUGUGUGACAAACACAACGCCUCCAUCGAGAAGAACCAGGUGGGCUUUAUCGACUACGUUGUCCACCCUCUGUGGGAGACAUGGGCCGACUUGGUGCACCCUGAUGCCCAGGACAUCCUGGACACACUGGAGGACAACAGGGAGUGGUAUCAGAGCAUGAUCCCCCGCAGCCCGUCGCCCUCCAGCCCUGAGGAGCACCAUGUGGAGGUGAUGCCAGGGGGAGGAGCUUUGGAACCAGGAGGGCCUGUCCCUUCGGGAGGAGGAGGAGGAGACAAGUUCCAGUUUGAACUCACUCUGGAGGAAGAAGAGGAGGAUGAAGAGGAGGUAGAGUCUGACCUGGAGAGCCCCUUAGAGGGGGAGUCCCAGUCGGGUGGGGAGCAGCACCAGGACUCAUCCUCUCCAGCUUUGUCCCCAGACCCCCGCGGCAACAGCAGGUACCGCCCCUCUUCGCCUCACCCGUCUCGGACCUUGAAUCUGGCUGCCUUGUCGGUGCGGAGCCCCCACAGGACGCUGGCCUCCCCGGGUCGGGAAGGUGCCGACAGGGACAGAGAACUGAGCCAGGAGGGCGACGGGGUGGCGUGCCUACGUAUGGGCACGUAACAACCAGCACCACCUGCCCCGCCUGACAGACACGAGUGCUGAAUAUGGAGAGACGGAGGCAGGGCAGGCCUUUAUUAAUAAAGUCUGUAAAAUCACUACAGUCCCUUUUACACUGGAGACACCCGCUCUGGAGAACAGAGGGACGUUCUCCCUCUGUUUUAUUUUAUAUUUUACCAAGAAGAUUCCUUUCAGCCUCUCUUUGGGUGCCUGAUUGACGUUUGUGUCCUGUCCUGCUUUGUUGUAGCAUGAGUUUAGACCGUGCCUGAAAAACACUGCUGCAAUUUAACUGGGAACAAAAGGUAAAGGAAAUGUCUUCCUCCAAAAUAACUGUUUAUGACAUUGCACCAUAGUUUUGAUUUAGGACAUGAAAUUACUGAGUCCGGUUGGAAUAAGUGAGUAUGAUUUCUUUGUUUGAGAAGGAUGUGAGAGAUUAAUCAUUUUACCAAAUACAAGAUGUAGUUGAGAGAACAAUUGAUGGACCUAAACCUCAGGGUAUGAAGAAAAACAUAAAUCUAAUGUAGCACGGAUGUAGUGGGUAACCCUCACCUGACCUUCGACCCCAAACUGUCUUUUAUGUUUGAUUUACCUCCAAACCAGAGACAAUUGAGCUUUUGUUCAACCUGCGUGUCUUUACAUUAAAUGAAGCCCUUUAAUAGAACAUUUGGCAACUGAAGCAAUCAAAGAUUAUGUAUUUCAACCAGCUUGUAGCACCACAGUGAUUAAACCCUGAAGCAGACUGUGCCCCAGUCUCACAUGUCUAAAUACAAGAGACACCAUCUGUAUAAUUAGUUUGGGCUUCUUUUAUUUAAUUUUUUACCUGAGAUGAUUUCAAGGGGUGUCACUGUUUUAGGGUUUUGAACAGUUAUUUCUACGUUGUAUGUAUGCUGGUCUUGUUUGUGUUGCUGUGCUUGACAAGCUUUUUUUAUCAGGGUGCCUCCGGUCCGCAGUAGCACUUUACCGUCUCUGCCCUUCAGCUCUUCUAUUCAGUCAGACAAAGGGCUUCGUCCGCUGUCGGCCUCCUGAUCACACAGACACCGUACAGGACGUCUGACUCGAGGUACCAGAAGGCAGAGCAGGAAACUCACUGGUGAUAUUUAAUUGCGAUGUCCUCUGUAAUGAUCCCUGUUGCACCACCCAGCCGGGAUAUAUAAACCUUUCUGAACCUCUAGAUUAAUAUGAUGUGGGCCAAACAUGUGUGAACAGUCUAUUAACAACACUUUAUACUCUAUGCCUGACGGCAGCACAGACGCGUUGAGCUGUUGUGAUGUGAUUUCAUUGUUAUACUGGGUACAACUUUUAAAGGAUAUUUCUGGUGUUAUUAUAUAUUUUUCUUGUUGAAAACCAAUUCCAUGAAAAGCUUUUAGUGCAUCGCUCAAUACUUUCCGACUUCUUCUUCUGGCCCCAAAACCAUUUGUUUCCACAGAGGACAUCUUUUAGAACAAAUUGAUUCAUUAUUUAUUUUCAUUCUAAAAAGGGAAGUGUAGAUUUGAUCUCAAACGUGCCUCUUAACCUCUUAUCAACUACUUUGAUUGUGAAUUAAUGUGUUAAGUUAUGUAUGUGCAGCAGCAGGACAGUAUAGGUGGGAUUGCUCCAAAUCAAACUAUAGUGGACAUGUUCAUGAGGGAAUAUGUCUCUCAGUGCAACAUUGUGGCUCACUGGUGUGUUUUUUAAUAUUUAUUGUACAAUGGAGGUCUAUGACUCAGAGGAAUUAGCUGCUUCACAGAAAUACUUGUUAGUUUAAAUAGUUCAUUGUGGGUUUCCAUGUCUUUUCAUGGGCUUUGAUGACGGUAAGGAAAAUAUGGAAUAUCACCACAUUUAUCCUCUAAUUGGGUCGUGUCAUUAUAUCCUCAUGUUGACUAGAAAAACUCUUCCUUCUUCUGUUGUAGAGAUCAAAAAUAGCUGAAUCAGAUCAAACUUAAACAGAUUGUGUUAUCGGUGUAAUCUGAAAGAAAGUGCUCGACUGAGAUUACUGUGUGCCAUAAGUGUUGAAAACACAAACACCUGCCAGCCUACGAUGCUGUACAUUUUUACACUAGAUAUUUUAACCUGAUGAUUGUAUCAAAGUCAAUGACUUUAUAGUGUUAGUUUUUACAAAUGAUAUGCGUUUCCAGUAUUUAAAGCAGACAGUUUUAGUUUGUGUGCAGUUCAUAAUCAGAUAGCUGAUACUUGAGUGUGUGUGUCGCUUCAGGAGUCCACGUUCAGUCGAGAGCCGUGUUGGUCGCAGUCACUGAGGUCGAAAGACCAGGAAGUAAACAAGCACAACACAAAGAUACGAUGCACUUCCUGGUCAGGCAGUCGUAGAUUAAAAUAGUCUAUCAGUAUUUCAUACAUGUGAUAAAAGUGGUUGGAGCCUAGUGUAAGAGGACCAUUAUGCUGUUUUAACAUGUCGAGCCUCACGGCAUCAUAUGAAAUUAAAGCAAGAAAACUGUUUAUUUCUCAGCCUUAAAAAACGUGAAUCUCAAAGAUUGAGAAUACAUAUUUCUCAUGAUGGAAGCAAUAUUUUGCGUCUGUCCUUGUACACAUUCUUAGUGCGUUUGCCUUGAAAACAUUCAAAUGAGAAUCUAAGCUAAAUGUUGGAAAUGUCACGUGUGUGUUGUCCCGAUUACUCACUUAGCAUAGUGUCAAAGUCCCUCAAAACUCCAUGAUGAACAUGCCAUGUAAAUCUCAGCAGAAAUUACUGUGGAUCAGAUAUUCUGGUUAUUCAGACUUUGCAUACAGCACCGUAAAUAGGCCAAAGCUUAUACUAGCACAAGAAAUGCCAAAAUGUAGUGGGCGGAUUGCCAUGAAAACAUGACCGCUUUCUAUUUUCUGACCCUCGUGGCCUUUUGUUUAGCUUCACCUCGACAACAUGAAAUACAUUUAGGCAUAUUGUCAUGAAAAUUGCAUCUUAGCUUGGAUUUAAACUAUUGGGUAUCUUUCUGAAGAGUAUUAGUACACAUUUGAUGGGGAUAAUGACAUGAAACUGAUGUGCUGCAUAGAGUUUAUAGCUUUUUAACUCUUGUCCCUAGUUGUUUAUUAGGCCAUACCUUUAUUAUAAAAUGAUUCAAUUUUGUGGCAAAAAAACGUCAAAUUUAUGGGACGAAGCAUCAUUAUGGCAUCUUCAUCAUGUAGUUUUGAAAGAUAAUUGAUUUUAGUCCGCUGAAUGUCAUUUGCAGCUCUGUGUUUAGAGGCGUUACAUCGGCAUGUUAAACACAGUGUGGCUCUUUACAGGAAGCCAUCAGUGUUAAAGGAAAGCUCUCGUUAGUGUGUUGCACUGAUACGUCACAAUUAAUGUUCAUACGGUCUAUGUUUUCAGUCUGUCAUGCAAACUUCUAUAAAGAUAUUUAUUCGUCAAACGUGUCUGUCGAGACAAAGUACUGUAAAUUAGGACAUUUGAUGUUAUGGAGCCUAAAAAUCAAGUAUACUUUAAAAGUGUGAACAUACAUGCACACUUUAAAGUAUACUUGACUCACUCCAAUGUUUGUCAAAGAACUAUAUUUUUGCUUCUCAUUUUAAGCCAAAAGACUUCAGUUCAGGGUGUUUAAAGUAGAAAAUGCCAAUAAAUAAUAUGGAAAUGCA
Cyclopterus lumpus (lumpfish) is the source of this 6314-nucleotide messenger RNA. Its product is annotated as cAMP-specific 3',5'-cyclic phosphodiesterase 4C-like. The coding region runs from base 402 to 2756 and encodes 784 amino acids. Gene Ontology annotation, molecular function: 3',5'-cyclic-AMP phosphodiesterase activity. Gene Ontology annotation, biological process: signal transduction. Lineage: Eukaryota; Metazoa; Chordata; Actinopteri; Perciformes; Cyclopteridae. The transcript is spliced from 15 exons. Gene Ontology annotation, cellular component: cytosol; perinuclear region of cytoplasm; nucleus. The record is from RefSeq and is a predicted model, not a curated record.